AUGGAGAAUAAUGGUAAGAGUCGUGGGACUCAAUUGGUAGGCCAGAUAGAUGAUCUGACAAGAGAGCUACAGGAUGCGCAGAAAGUUGUUGUUUCCCGCAUAAAUGAGAGGAAUCGUUUAGUUUCGGACAUGAUGGAGAGGUACAGAAGCAAUCUCAGGAUUUUACAAGAGCAACGUGUUACUGUUCUUUCCGAAUUGGAUAGGUAUAAGGAGGAGGAGAGUAGAAUGAAGGAGGCCUUACAAAAUUUGAACUCUACGAAGGAAGAGUUCAAGAGGGAGAUGGAUGCAUACCAGUUGAAAGCUGAAAAAAUGAGGCUACAAAAGCAACAGUUGCAGAAACAAUUGGAUGAUUUAAACAAGAUGUUUGCAGACAGGGCUAAUGAGAUUCAGAAAUACAAGGAAAUGGUGACCAGGCAGAGACAAUUAGAUAGUCCCGAGAUAAAACUGUAUGAGAAACUGUUAGGGUUGCAAAUCGAUAAAGCGGACACACAUAUGCUGAAAUUUACGUUUACUGACUUCGGUCGUGAAAGAGAGUAUAAGUCUGUUAUAGUCGAUGUUUCUCAGUUGAACGACGACAGUUCACCACUGAGAAUUAAAGAAAUAGAGUCCGGAGUAAGUGCAUCAACGGUCAAUGAACUAGAAACGGUGCUGAAUCAGCAAGGUAUUGUUCAGUUUUUAAUCGAAGUCAGAAAAGUCCUUGUUAAAUCUGAGUGA
Molecule: messenger RNA, 714 nt
Organism: Nakaseomyces glabratus
Lineage: Eukaryota; Fungi; Ascomycota; Saccharomycetes; Saccharomycetales; Saccharomycetaceae
Gene: SPC25
Product: kinetochore-associated Ndc80 complex subunit SPC25
Biological process (GO): chromosome segregation
Cellular component (GO): Ndc80 complex
Source: RefSeq, a predicted model, not a curated record